Messenger RNA from Suillus discolor, 1125 nucleotides. Its product is annotated as cyclin-like protein. The coding region runs from base 1 to 1125 and encodes 374 amino acids. Lineage: Eukaryota; Fungi; Basidiomycota; Agaricomycetes; Boletales; Suillaceae. Gene Ontology annotation, molecular function: cyclin-dependent protein serine/threonine kinase activator activity. The record is from RefSeq and is a predicted model, not a curated record. The transcript has 6 exons. Gene Ontology annotation, biological process: positive regulation of DNA-templated transcription, elongation; regulation of transcription by RNA polymerase II. Gene Ontology annotation, cellular component: nucleus; cyclin/CDK positive transcription elongation factor complex.
AUGCAAUCUCAGUGGGUAUUUCCGAUAUCAGCUCUCCAGCUGACCCCGAGUGUUGUCACAUCAUCAUACACGGUCGCGAAGGAGUUGUAUGAUCGAUCUAGGGGCGUCGAAUUUUUGUUCCGUUUGGGUUCUUCUCUUGGACUGCCCACUUCCGCCAUGUUCACAGCCGCGACCUGGUUUCACCGCUUUUUUAUGAGAUAUUCCAUGGAAGAUUAUCACAGACAGGACGUGGCGGCUUCUUGUAUAUUCCUUGCAACAAAGACGGAGGAAUGUGGACGCAAGCUUCGCGACGUCGCAAGAGUGUGUCAGGCUAAGAUUACAGGGAAAGAUGUCUCCCUCAUACACAGCGAGAGCCCAGCAUGUAACAUGUUUUCGUUGCUCCAACUUGAGCUCAUCUAUACACAGGAAGUCGAUCAACUACAAAACGUUAUUCUUCUCACGGAAGAAGUCCUCCUCGAGGCACUUUGCUUUGAUUUCGUAGCCCCGAGCCCUCACGCCGAGUUAAUCGAUCUUUUCGAUGCCUACCAGGAAGACACUCGAGUUCACGAUUACGCGUGGAGUAUUGCUCAUGAUUCUUAUCGGACACCAUUAUGCAUCUUAUUCCCUCCUCGUAUCAUCGCAUGUACUUGCUACGUUCUGGCGCAGCGAGCUGUUGAUGGGCCUCAUUCAGCGUCCCUGGAUGCCCGAAUCUCCGCAUCUCCGCCUUCAGCAUCCCUUCCGACACCUCCUUCUCAUAAACCCGCUUCACCUGAUGCUUCUCGCUUCGCAGUUGAAUAUUACGGGUUCACAGAAGAUGACAUAGCCAAGGUCUCAGAUGCCUUGAGCAUACUGCUUGAAUAUUAUUCAGCUCAAGACAUGCAGAACGCGCCUCAUGUAGCGCCUUUAACUAUGAUUUCCCCUCCCACAAGUUCUCUGCGCCCAACUCUUUAUGAACCUUUCUCUCAGGUUCCACAGCUAUUAUCGCAAUCGGCAUCUUUCCCCCCCGCAGGCACCAGUAACAGAACACCAAUUUCAUCAUACGGGGGUAAUACGCCCGCCAAGACACCAUUGCACGUUGCUGAACAGCCGGAAAGAGCCAUCCCAGAAUCAGCAAAGAAAAUAAUAGGCCGCUUGGAUCUUAGCUAG